This is a messenger RNA of Limulus polyphemus (Atlantic horseshoe crab), 2110 nucleotides long. RefSeq lists its product as uncharacterized. The record is from RefSeq and is a predicted model, not a curated record. The transcript has 8 exons. NCBI's taxonomy places the organism in Eukaryota, Metazoa, Arthropoda, Merostomata, Xiphosura, Limulidae. The annotation marks the transcript as partial.
CUCUGAUUGACCUCGCAUACAGUAAAUGCACAUCAUUUUUAUACACACUUUUAAUUCAAGUGUGUGGAAAUAAUAAAUGGAAAAUUUACAUUUUGGUAACUUGAUCAAAAUUUACACCAAGUUAGAAAGUAAGAGAAUCAGCUGUGUUUUCCACAUCGUUCGUUAAGCGUACUUAGUCUACAAAUACAAUAUACAUCAUAAGAUGGUGGCCAUUUUGAUCGUAAGUUAAAACAGUGUUGGUUUUAAGAUUAAGUAUUUAUAAACAUUAAACGGAAUUUCUACAAAAGUGAAAUUUUUGUCUGUCAGCUACAGUUUGAGAAGAAGUGUUAAUUUUAUGUACUUCUAAAUGAUAAUAUUACGCAUGUCACGGUUUACAAUCUUAAUGUGUAGAAAAACUCGUUUUUUAUUUUGGAUUUUGCAAUGAGCUUACAGAAAGGGAAAUACCAUAAUUCUCCAAACAUAAAUAUCCAACAUCAAACCUCUAGAGGAGCAUACAGCAAUAUUCAUAUUUGUGGGCCUGCACCUCAACAGUUUGGAAGAACAGAAGAAUAUAGAGCACAGGUUCCUUAUCUACAACAACAUCAAGGGCUUCACCAGAUUUCUUCUGGGGUAGCACAACAAGUAUCAAGUGGGGCUCCCCAUGACAUGAGUAAAUCUGGUCCCCUGCAAGGGCAGGGUGGACCACCUCCUACACUCCAAUACUUGUCAGGUUCAGGACAACACCAACCUCAAGCAGGUAUGCCAGCUCCUAUGACAGCAGAUAAUACAGGGCCACAACUUCAGCCAAGUGGUCUUCAUCAGCAUCAGGGACAUAUUCAUAGACAACAAGCAGGAAUAGGGCAAUUCUAUCAGUUACCUCAACAUAUACCAAACAUGCCAAGGUCUACCAUUAACCAGAUGAAUGCUACACCCUUGACUGCUCACAGUCCAGCAACACAGUUUCAACAUCAGCUUGGUCUUGUAUACCAGCAGGGUCAUUCUUUUCCUGGGCAAAUCCCACCACAGACAUCAGUGCUCUUGCAAGGAGGUGUACAUCCAUCUUAUCAUAGGCUUCAACCCUAUAGUACAACAUCUCAAUAUAAUGCACCACCAGCACAACAAACAAUGUUUAUGACACCAGCAACACAACCCUAUGCUUACAGUCAGCAACCUCAACAACAAAUGUAUUUUCCUCUGGGUCACACAAACUUGGCUACUGUGCCAAGUACAUUGUCACCAAUGAUCCAUAGUGGUGCUGGAACAACAGAGAGAAGAGAGAAAAAAAUCCUUCAAGUUGUUGAUCCAAAAACUGGUCAUGACAUAAUGCAAGAUAUUAUAAGCCCUUCAUCUUCAAAGGAAAAUGACACACCAGUGAAUGAAAUAGCUGCUCAGUUUGCACUUCAAGUUGCUGCCCUCGCAACUUCUUCAAAAGAAGACUCUACACCCAAAGAAGAAAAUAUUAAUUCUCAAGAAACUCAAACACCAAUUUCAGUAUUUCAGAGGAAUUCAAGUAAUACAGAGAAAGUAAUAUCUGGAGUGAUAGAAAUGAAGUCACCAGCUACUAAUAUGGACAAUAACCAUGAGAUGCAUAUUCCUGUAGUUUGUCACACUGUUAAUGUAAGUGUUUUAAAUGGUAAUGAGAUCAUUGCAGAUACUUUUGGAACAACCUCCGAAGUUGUCUCUUGUAAAGCAUAUGAAAAGCACGUAAAAGAAAAUUAUUUGGAAAACAUUACUGAGGUUUUGAACUUCCAAUCAAAAGUGAAUCCAGAAGAAUCAAAUAAGAACACGAGAUUGACUGAUGGGGUAGACAGAGCAUCAAUAAAUAUACAUGUAUCUGUAAAUCCUCCUUUACUUAAUAGAGAUGAUGGGCCAGAAACAUCUGUUGUUGAUAUUACUGACUGUGUGAGAGGAACUGAUUUUAUGCUUCUAGAUAAUACAACACCAAUUAUUGUGCCAUCAGGUGUGGAACCAAGUGAAAUUAGUGUAGAAGAACAAGGUAGAUAUAAAGAGGAAAAACAGGCAUUAGAUAUUUUUAAGCCUGAGGAAGAAAAUGUUAAAGUUAAUGAAAACAUUGAACUUCAACAGAAUGCUGAAAUGAACAAAGCAAACCUUUCUGAAGUUGGAAAAGAUA